This is a messenger RNA of Chenopodium quinoa (quinoa), 2830 nucleotides long. RefSeq names its product floral homeotic protein PMADS 2-like. Gene Ontology annotation, cellular component: nucleus. The transcript is spliced from 7 exons. Gene Ontology annotation, biological process: positive regulation of transcription by RNA polymerase II. Gene Ontology annotation, molecular function: RNA polymerase II cis-regulatory region sequence-specific DNA binding; protein dimerization activity; DNA-binding transcription factor activity, RNA polymerase II-specific. Bases 306 to 944 code for a protein of 212 amino acids. The record is from RefSeq and is a predicted model, not a curated record. NCBI's taxonomy places the organism in Eukaryota, Viridiplantae, Streptophyta, Magnoliopsida, Caryophyllales, Amaranthaceae.
UACGAGUAUCAAUUAAAAAACUGAAAACUUGUGUGUGCAAUUAUUUUAAAACAAAAUAAUUAUAUGGAUUGGAGUUAAUAUAAUUCAAAUAAGUUUAAACAUUAAUCAAAAUAAUUACACUAAUUUUUUAAUUAUUCCAUAUAUAACCAAACCCUACUUCCCAACUUUUUAAAGGCCCCUUGUCCUCAAACCCUUCCUUAUAAAGGCACACCCCUUACCUUCAUUACCACACCUUCAUCUCUGGCCUCCUUUCAUUUUUAUUCUUCAUCUUCAAUUCAAUUCAUUACCAACUAAGUAACAAAAAAAUGGGGAGAGGAAAGAUUGAGAUAAAAAGAAUAGAAAACACAACAAACAGGCAAGUAACUUACUCUAAGAGAAGAAAUGGAAUCAUCAAGAAAGCUUCUGAAAUUACUGUUCUUUGUGAUGCUAAGGUUUCUUUGGUUAUCAUUACUAACACUGGCAAAUUGCAUGCUUACCAUAGUCCUACUACCUCGGUGGAAGAUAUACUUGAAGAAUACCACAGGAUUUCUAGCAAUAGGCUUUGGGAUGCUAAACAUGAAAAUCUGAGCAACGAGAUAGAGAGGAACAAGAAAGAGAAUGACAAUAUGCAUAUUGAACUCAGGCACUUGAAAGGAGAGGACAUUGCAACAUUACCCUUCACAGAAUUGAGGCAGCUAGAGGAUGCUCUUGAACAUGGUAUUACUAGUGUACGCGACAAGGAGAUGGAAAUCUACGAGAAGCUCCAAAAGAAUGUAAGGAGGCUUGAGGAGGAGAGAAAGGAGCUCACUUAUGUAUUGCACUGUCAGCACAAGCAAGAAGUGAUGGAAGGAGAUAUGGGUGAAAUUGAGGGUGGUGUAUGCAUUAAUCCACAGGAUAGAGACUAUCGUUACCAGAUACCGCCUUUCGGACUAUCAAUGCAACCAAAUUUCCAUGAUAGGAUGUAAAAUGAACUUCAAUAGUUCAAUUGCUGCUGCUGCUGCUACUUCUACUUCUGUUCUUCGUAUCAAAAUUAUGGAUCGGAUCGGAUCGUAUAUGCAAGUGACAAUACAAUUCUUAACAAAUGCUAGCAAGCUAAUAUGUGUGUGUUGUGUAAUGUGUAAGGAUUUAUUUCCUGAAUUGAUUGAUCUUCCUAAUUAAGCAACUCUCUAUGCUAGAGUGCUGUAAUUUACUUCGUAUGUGAAUUUAUGCAUUAUUAGCUUGUUGGUCGUAUAAUUUAACUUGGUAAUAUAUAAUUCAAAAGCAACUUUGGCUAAGAACAUGAUUUUUUUUUUAAAGUAAAUUAGUUCACUGAUAGAAUAGUUAAAUGACAUCUACAACAAAAUUAAAACUAGCAAUACACGAUUAAUAGAAUCAAAUAGGAAAAAUGUAAUCUAAUAAUCCCACCUUUAGUCGGUCUUCCAUAAAUAAUCCCACCUUUUAAAAUUCCCGAAACAAUCCCACCUUUAACAUGGAUCUUCCAUUAACGAUCCCUGACCGGUUGAAUUGUUGUGGUAACCGGUUUUCUUAGGUUUUAUGACACAUGUUGAUGUUUAAUAGGUUUAUUCUUUUUUUUUUUUCCAAUUAAAAAAAAUAAAAUAAAAGUAAUUACAAAAAAAAACAAAACCACCGCCGCAUCCCUUCCCCGGCAACAAAACUCAGGCGUCAUCCCCACCCCUCCACAACAAUGUGUCACAGCCGCAUCCCUUCCCCGGCAACCCAACUCAGGCAUCAUCUCUUCCCCGGCAACCCUAAUGGACGAGUGAUUGAUUUAAUCAUCACCACGCGUCUUUCUUUUUGGUCGUGCACUUCAUUAUCACCACGCAUCAUCAUCAAUGAUCCUCAACAUCUUUCAUCAAUGGUUUAAGCUCAAUCAUGGCAGUUGGAUUGAUUCAAUUUCAUUCAUACCGUACAAUUUCACACGCGAAAUAUGGUUUUGGGUAAUGAUGUUCAGUUCAUGUGGGGGUUAGGGUUUCAAAUGGGGUCGGGUUUCAGCUAAGGUAGGUGAGGGUGGGGCUGCAACUAGGGGAAAUGGUUGGGUUGGUGGAUUGAACUUGCCGCGGCAAAAGAAGUCAUGGUUGGUGGAGGAAUGUGUGGGUGUUAGGGGGUUGUUGGUGGAGGAAUGUGUGGGUGUUAAAGGGUUGCUGGUGGAGGAGUGCGUGGGUGUUAGAGGGUUGCUGGUGGAGGAAUGUGUGGGUGUUAGAGGGUUGCUGGUGGAGGAGUGCGUGGGUGUUAGAGGGUUGCUGGUGGAGGAAUGUGUGGGUGUUAGAGGGUUGCUGGUGGAGGAGUGCGUGGGUGUUAGAGGGUUGCUGGUGGAGGAGUGUGUGGGUGGCAGGGGGUUGCUGGUGGGGUUUUUGUGAGGGUUGUGCUUGGAUCUGGGUGACUGGUGGCUGGUAAGGAUUGAGGAGGUAGUGGUUUGGGUGGCAGCUCAGUUGGUAAACAUGGAGGGAGGUGGGAGGAGAUGAAUUAAUAAAAUAAAAUAAAAUAAAAAAAGUUUGACCGGUUUAACCGGUAAUAGGUUAAAAGGAUCGUUAGUGGAAGAUCCAUGUAAAAGGUGGGAUCGUUUCUGGAAUUUCAAAAAGUGGGAUUGUUUAUGGAAUACCGACUAAAGGUGGGAUUAUAAUUAGAUUACAUUUUUCCAAUCAAAUAAGAAUCUAAUCAACCAAAACUAACCACGAUUGUUUUUAUGAGAUCCGACGUUGAUGAAUAUUUAGUGAGUAAAUUGUCAUGUGUUGAAUAUUCAGUUGUCCAUUGUAUUAAUUAUUACUAAAGCGAGAGUUUUGGAGGAUUAAUUUUUUUUUUUUACUACAACUAAUAAAAAUAAGACAUGUAACACUAUAAACCACUCAAACCU